AUGCCUGAAAUAGGUCAAUGUACUCAUAUAACAUGUGAUAAUGAAAUAAAAGAAUUAUAUAAAUGUCACUGUUGUUUACAUCUUAUUUGUCUCUAUCAUUUGAAUAUACAUGCUGAAAUAACAAAACAAAAUAAUAAUCGACGAUUAAAUAAUCUUCGUAAUGAAUUAAAUACAGUUGUUAAUACACUAAAACUAAUUGUUGAAGAAAAAUUAUUAACUAUUGAACAUGAACAAAAUUUGAUUAAACAAGCAAAAAAGUUUCUUGAUAUAUCCAGUAGUUCAAUUGAUGAAUUACAAAAUAUUUUCGAAAAAAUUAAUCAAACAAUAGCAUUAAAUCGUUUAGAAGGAAUCAUGCUGAAAGUCGAACCAUUAUUAUUACAAACUAAAUAUUGUUCUCGUGUUUCUGAUUAUAAUAAGGAAAACAUGAAUUCAAAUGAUGAAGCAGAAGAAUUGAAGAUCUCAAAAGAUGAUGAAUAUUCAACGGAUAUCGAUCACCAUUUUGAUGGUACUGUUUCAUUGGAUGAAAGAAUCGAAUCUAUUCAGAAUCAAUAUGUAAAUGAAAAAGAAGGGAAACAUAAAUUAAAAUCAUAUAGAUAUAUUUUUAAUACAUGUCCAUUAACAUUUGAUGGAGCAUAUGGUCUUACUAAAGCAAAUCAUUCUAUUAAAUUUUGUGAGCAUGAAACAACUCGUCGAAUCGAAUUAUAUUUCCAUUUUACUCGUAAACAUCAAUUAAAAAAACUUUAUGCUCAACGUUUAGUACAAGCUAUUGCUAAUAAUCAAGAUCCUCAUAUAACAAAAUUAUUUAAUGAAAAUGAAGAUGUACUUGAUCAUUUUUAUAAAGUUCAAUGUCCUUUUGUUUAUGGAAAUGUUAAUACAUUAAAUAAUAGUCGACAAAAAGUAAAUAUUUUACCAUGUCAACAUCGUUUAGUUGUACUUUAUAAAUUAAAACAUCAUUUACGAGCGACUCAUAAAAUAUCGAAUUCAUUGGCACAAAAAUUAACAUCUCAAUUUUUUCCUAAUUCAAUUAUUCGUGGUCAAGUCCUAACGUCUGGUAUUCCUUUAUCAUCGCCAUCGGGUACUGAGCCAGCAUGGGAACAUGAAUUACGUUCAGCGAAAACACUUCGUGAACAAUCAAUGAAACGUAAAUAA
This is a messenger RNA of Rotaria sordida, 1149 nucleotides long. NCBI's taxonomy places the organism in Eukaryota, Metazoa, Rotifera, Eurotatoria, Philodinida, Philodinidae. The record is from the annotation of a GenBank genome assembly.